CAAAAAUUACUCCGUGCAAAUUCCCGCAUCGCUCGGAAGGCUCAGAGUCUGGGUGCUGGGCGCCGCGCGGGGCAGCGGGUGCGGAGCUGACGGCGCUCGGGCGCGCGGCCGGGGCCUCCAGGAAGCGGUGUCGGCGGCCGGGGAAGCGACCCCCUCCCGGGCCCGGCCCGGCCCGGCCCGGCUCCCGGGCGCCCUCCACGGCGAUGGCCGGCCGCUGAGCCGCGGCCCCGCCCGCCCCCGCCGCCCGGCAUGGCCGCGAGAGAAGAGCUGUACAGCAAAGUGACCCCGCGGAGGGCCCGCCAGCAGCGCCCCGGCACCAUCAAGCAUGGCUCGCCGCUGGACGUGCUGCUCUCCAUGGGCUUCCCCCGCGCGCGCGCACAAAAAGCCUUGGCAUCCACAGGAGGAAGGAGUGUUCAGGCUGCAUGUGACUGGUUGGCUGUUCUCCCACGUGGGUGACCCCUUCUUGGACGACCCUCUGCCCCGCGAGUACGUCCUCUACCUCCGCCCCACCGGGCCCCUGGCACAGAAGCUAUCCGACUUCUGGCAGCAAUCAAAGCAGAUCUGCGGGAAGAACAAGGCACACAAUAUCUUCCCCCACAUCACCCUCUGCCAGUUCUUCAUGUGCGAGGACAGCAAGGUGGACGCCCUGGGGGAGGCACUGCAGCGCACAGUCAGCCGCUGGAAGUGCAAGUUCUCGGCCCCGCUGCCCCUGGAACUCUACACCUCCUCCAACUUCAUCGGCCUCUUUGUGAAAGAGGACAGCGCCGAGGUCCUCAAGAAGUUCGCUGCAGACUUUGCUGCGGAGGCCGCAUCCAAAACUGAAGUGCAUGUGGAGCCACACAAGAAGCAGCUGCACGUGACCCUGGCCUACCACUUCCAGGUCAGCCAGCUCCCCACCCUGGAGAAGCUCGCACAGAACAUCGACGUCAAACUAGGCUGCGACUGGGUGGCCACCAUCUUCUCACGGGACAUCCGGUUUGCCAACCACGAGACACUGCAGGUCAUCUACCCCUACACACCCCAGAAUGACGAUGAGCUGGAGCUGGUCCCCGGGGACUUCAUCUUCAUGUCUCCCAUGGAGCAGACCAGCACGAGCGAGGGCUGGGUCUACGGCACGUCCCUAACCACCGGCUGCUCGGGACUCCUGCCCGAGAACUACAUCACCAAGGCGGACGAGUGCAGCACCUGGAUCUUCCACGGUUCUUACUCCAUCUUAAACACAGCCUCCUCCAGUGCGGUCUCAUUCAGCGAUGGCGUGUGGGAGAGGCGGUUGUACGAGGACCAGGGCCUGGGGGACACGACACCCCUGUCCAUCAUCUGCCAGCCCACACAGCCUCUGAGAAUCAACAGCCAGCCUGGCCCUCAGAAGCGGUGCCUCUUUGUCUGCCGGCACGGGGAGAGGAUGGAUGUUGUGUUUGGGAAGUACUGGCUGUCCCAGUGCUUUGAUGCCAAAGGCCGCUACAUUCGCACCAACCUGAACAUGCCUCACAGCUUACCUCAGCGGAGCGGUGGUUUCCGGGACUAUGAGAAAGAUGCGCCGAUCACGGUGUUUGGGUGCAUGCAGGCGAGGCUCGUAGGUGAAGCCUUGCUAGAGAGUAACACCACCAUCGAUCACGUCUACUGCUCCCCAUCCCUGCGGUGUGUCCAGACAGCAUACAACAUCUUGAAAGGUUUACAACAAGAGAAUCACUUGAAGAUCCGUGUGGAACCUGGCUUAUUUGAGUGGACAAAAUGGGUCGCUGGGAGCACCCUGCCUGCGUGGAUGCCUCCGUCAGAGUUAGCGGCAGCCAACCUGAGUGUUGAUACAACCUACAGACCUCACAUCCCAGUCAGCAAAUUAGUGGUUUCAGAAUCCUAUGAUGCUUACAUCAAUAGAAGUUUCCAAGUAACAAAAGAAAUCAUAAGUGAAUGUAAAAGUAAAGGAAAUAACAUCCUGAUUGUGGCUCAUGCAUCUUCCCUCGAAGCCUGUACCGGCCAACUCCAGGGCCUGUCACCUCAGAACUCCAAGGACUUUGUACAGAUGGUCCGAAAGAUCCCAUACCUGGGGUUUUGCUCCUGUGAAGAAUUGGGAGAAACUGGAAUCUGGCAACUGACAGACCCCCCCAUCCUCCCCCUGACCCACGGACCAACCGGUGGCUUCAACUGGAGAGAGACCUUGCUGCAGGAAUAAGCCACAAGGAAUAAGGGGGCCUUAUUGGGGGGGCUAAGCGGCCGUCUCUGUCUGUGUAGAGACAGUGGGGAGAGCUGUGCCCCGUUCUCAGCAUCAUUACCACCUAUCCUGCUUUUGAAUUCUCCGGAUGAGACUGAGUGAGAAAAAGACUUGAUUGAGGGAUAAAAAUCUGUCCCCUCUAGACUCCUGCCUAGCUAACAAGGUUUUAAAGAGUCGUCUUCCUAAACCCAGGCCUCACAGUGGCAGAGCGAGUCUGCUGCCCUUGUCACCCGUCCGUCCCGCAGAGAAGGCGGUCGGAUUUUGUUCUGACUCAGUGCCCCCAUUGGGCAAAGCCACACUGGGGGCUUCUUUAACAGCGAUUAGAAAGUGUGGCCUCAAAGGCCAGCUGCCCUCACUGGCUCAAGAGCUGCCACUGCAGCCUUUGCUCUCGCCCUCCCCGGGCCUGUGAAAUGGGGAGACGGGCACAUUUGCUCUCCAAAGCACUUUUGGCUAAGUAGGAGGAAGAGAAGAUAAGCGUGUGCCGUGCUCGGUUAUGGGAACAAUGAGCUUGCAGUGUACACAGUGACUCAGCGCUUCUCAGCCCCUUCAUCCAUCCGCUUGCCUUCGCCCCUAGAGUCUCUGGACAUUCUGAAAAGGAUGGGUGUCAGAUACACCACUUGAGCCAGCAAGAAGCUCCUCCUUGUGCAAUGCAGACGUCUAGCCAGACCACACCAAGGCUCAGCUCCCUGUAAGCCCAUGGCACCCGCCCCCCACAGCAGAGCAGUUGGGGGGGGGGGGACUGGGGGCACAUGGUGAGGUCAGGGAACUAAUUUAAAUGGUGACAGUCACCGCUGCUACUUGGGCUGCCAUUUCUGUUUGUUUGUUUUUCUAUAGUAAUUUAAAAUUUACAGACCGCAGGGGGAGCCACCCCGCCAGUGGUCUCUCAUCGCACCUGCUUCCUGGAUUUAGAGGGAAUUUAUUUAAAAGCAAAAUAAAUGACAAUCAAACCAAAACAUCAGCCAUCGAUGUCUAUUCCACUGUGUCACAGCAGCAGACGGGGGUCUGUUAUAGCUCACUGUACAAAUUAGAUGUGCAAAUCACAGCCUCUUAAAGGGAGCAGUGGUGUAAGCAAAUCAGUAUGCACCAUAGCACUGAAUGAACUUGAGAACCAGAUGCAUGAAGCAUGUGACAUACACAAAUACACCUGUGGGGGCCAGCUGGUGGUGCACAUGUUACAGUGCACAAGGACCUUGGGUUUGAGCCCCCAGUCCCCACCUGCAGGGGGGAAGCUUCACAAGUGAUGAAGCAGGGCUGCAGGUGUCUCUAUCACCCCCCACUUCUUAAUUCCUGGCUUUCUCUAUCCAAUAAAGAUGAAAAAAAAAAAAACCUGUGCUCCCAUCUGAGGCUGGGAGCUGAGCAAGUGAAGGGAUGCUGGCUGUGUGCACUGCUCAGCAGAGGGCUAGUGUGGGGGUCUCAGUCCCUUGAGAGAAGCAUAGCAUGAAUCUUACGUUUUCAAGGACAGAUCUGGAUUUCUCCUAGCAUUGUACAGUGAUCAGUCUCUAGAUGUAACAAUGACUCUAUCCUGUCACUGAUUAAUGCAAAUGACGUAACCCUAAAAUAGGAUAAUUUCCAUGGGGGGGAAGGGGGAGAUAGCAUAAUUGUUAUGCAAACAGACUCUCAUGCCUGAGGCUCCUAAAUUCCUAGCACCACCAUAAACCAGAGCUGAGCAGUGCUCUGGCGUCUCUCUCUCUCUCUCUCUGAAUCUCUCUAAGAAAUAAAAUAGAUCAAAUAUUUAAAAAAAUAGGAUGACUUCCGUGAAAGAUUUGCAGAGGAAAUCCACCUCAUAGCAAAUGUAAUGUCACUACCAUCCAGGUCUUUUCCUGUGAGGAAGUGACGCCACUGUUGAAGCAGACCCAUGUUUGUGGGGCUCUGCACAGUCCCAUGAACUUUCAGGGCUCACAUUACUGCCCAACACAUCAGCAGGUCUCCUGAGAACCUGUAGCCCUGUGUUCUAAGUGUGUCUGCACUCAGGCUAUGUGAAUCUCAAAGGAGGAGCAGCCAUCCUCUCCCUCUCUCAGCUGUCUCGGCCCCGGGAUGUCCUGGCGUCAGCUCUGUUGGCAUCAGCCCAUUACGUGCAACCUGCAACCGGAGAUGAGCAGAGCCUCAGGCCAGGGGAAAAAGGAGGCAAAGGCCUGAAAUGUUCUUCUGAGCCACAAAGGCCGAGAACUCUGAGCAUUUAUUCCUCCUGCCUCAGCUGUUCACCUUGCUUACAAAAUGACGAACAAUUGAAACUUAAAUUCCUUUUUCACAUUCCCCUAUUUCAAAAACUAAACUUGGUGGGGCAGGCAGUAAUAGUUCAGUGGGUUAAGUACAGGUGGCGUAAAGCACAUGGACUGGCAUAAGGGACCCGGUUCGAGCCCCCGGCUCCUCACCUGCAGGGGGAUCGCUUCACAGGAGGUGAAGUGGAUCUGCAGGUGUCUGUCUUUCUCUCCCCCUCUCUGUCUUCCCUUCUUCCUCCCCAUUUCUCUCUGACCUAUCCAGUAACAACAGUAAUAACAAUAAUAACAGCGAUAAACAAAAAAGGCAACAAAAGGGGAAAAAAAUAGCCUCUAAGAGCAGUAGAUUCGUAGUGCAGACACCGAGCCCCAGCAAUAACCCUGGAGACAAAAACAAAAAACUACAAUACCAAUUUGGAAAUCACGUUGAAUCUGUAUCUAAUCAAAGGAACAGACAACUGCAGCCCAUGAUUCCACAGUCACCCAAAAUGUCUAAGUUGCUAUUACUAUUUAAAAGCUGGUUCUUUUUGAUCUGAGACUAAGGCUUAUUAAAAAUAAAUUGGGGGGGGGGUGGAGGUGUGAGACAAGAACCAAAUAGUUUCUUAUAGAGAUGGGCAGGUAGGUAUUGAGAGAAACCACAGUGGAAUUCGAGGGCUCACACAACGUCCCGUCAUGCCCCAGUAUUACUCAUGGAGAGGACUCUGCUGUCUGGGGAUCUGACGACGCCACACCUACCCUGAGGACUAGCACGAGGGGCACAAGCUCAUGCACACGCUGGGGCUCCGUGUCCCCAGGCUCUCUUCCCCUUCACUGCGCGGGGAACUAGGAGCUCACAGCUUCAGCCCAGGCUGGAGUCAGGAUGCAGGGCUUUCCAAUUCACUCAGACUCAGAGACUCUGAAUGGCUGGUUGAAUGCCACCUGACAGCUGAAAGAGGAGAGCGCACUGUUCACUCUGUGGGGAAAGACUAGGGGGAGUUUCCACUCUUUCUUUUAAUGACACUUCAACCCAAGAAUCCUUUUUAAAAUGACUUUACAUUUGCAAGGUGGUUUUGCAAAAUAAAUAAAAGUAAAUAUUGUCUGGA
Messenger RNA from Erinaceus europaeus (western European hedgehog), 5507 nucleotides. RefSeq names its product ubiquitin associated and SH3 domain containing B (gene UBASH3B). The transcript has 14 exons. Gene Ontology annotation, molecular function: protein binding; protein tyrosine phosphatase activity. Gene Ontology annotation, biological process: regulation of osteoclast differentiation; platelet aggregation; peptidyl-tyrosine dephosphorylation. Gene Ontology annotation, cellular component: cytoplasm. NCBI's taxonomy places the organism in Eukaryota, Metazoa, Chordata, Mammalia, Eulipotyphla, Erinaceidae. The record is from RefSeq and is a predicted model, not a curated record. Bases 326 to 2170 code for a protein of 614 amino acids.